This is a messenger RNA of Syngnathus acus (greater pipefish), 2499 nucleotides long. RefSeq names its product haloacid dehalogenase-like hydrolase domain containing 2 (gene hdhd2). Gene Ontology annotation, biological process: dephosphorylation. The transcript has 10 exons. The record is from RefSeq and is a predicted model, not a curated record. Gene Ontology annotation, molecular function: phosphatase activity. Bases 84 to 863 code for a protein of 259 amino acids. Lineage: Eukaryota; Metazoa; Chordata; Actinopteri; Syngnathiformes; Syngnathidae.
ACCAGUAAAACUUAAAAACGCUUCCUAUUUAACUAACGAAGAAGAAGCAGAAACGAAAGUAAGAGCAGCUAAAGGUGACAAGAAUGGCAAGCAGACGCGCUCUAAAAGCCGUCCUCAUUGACCUAAGUGGAACUCUGCACAUAGAAGACACGGCAGUUCCCGGGGCUCAGGACGCCCUGUCCAGGCUACGACAGACGUCUGUCGCCAUCAAGUUUGUGACCAACACAACCAAAGAGAAUAAGAAGAACCUGCUGGAAAGGCUUCAACGGCUCAACUUUGACCUCCAGGAAAAAGAAAUCUUCACAUCACUGAGUGCCGCGAGGAGUCUUUUAGAGAAGACAAAACACAGACCGUUGCUCCUGGUGGAGGACAGUGCCCUUCUCGAUUUUGCAGGUAUCGACACAUCCGACCCCAAUGCUGUCGUCAUUGGACUCGCUCCCGAUCACUUCGACUACCAAACUAUGAAUAAGGCUUUCAGACUGAUCCUGGAUGGUGCGCCGCUCUUCGCCAUCCAUAAGGCUCGUUACUAUAAAAGGAAAGAUGGUUUGGCUCUCGGCCCCGGGCCCUUUGUCACCGGGCUGGAGUAUGCCACGGACUGUAAAGCAACUGUCGUGGGAAAGCCGGAAAAGACGUUUUUCACACAGGCUCUGGCUGAUUUGGGAUGCAGCCCAGAUGAAGCAGUCAUGAUAGGAGACGAUGCCAGGGAUGACGUCGGAGGAGCUCAGAGUGCUGGAAUGUUGGGAAUCCUGGUCCGAACCGGUAAAUACAGACAAGGAGACGAGAAUAAAAUCAACCCGCCUCCUCACCUGACGUGCGACGCUUUCCCUGAUGCUGUCGAGCACAUCCUUAAGAAUCUACUAUAACGUCACCUGAUUAAGGGGCAGCAGCAUUCCCUUUGACGUCUCCGCCAAGAUUUGGAGGCAGGAUUUUGGAGAGAGGCUUCACAACGGAACAAGCGGCCCUAGUGAAGAAAUGAGGUGAAAGGCUGUAUAUAAAUAAUGUCAAUAAGAUUUAACUUGCACACUCACCUUUUUUUCCCACUACUUUUUAAAUUCCUGCUAUCACCUUGAAUGAGAACUGAAAAGACAAAUGAAGACUUUUAAGCACGAUGGUGUUUUGUUAUUCUGCCUCUUAAAUUGAGUCACCUGGUUCUACAACUUUCUUGAUAAGUUUGGGAUACUUCUGGUACUUCACAUAGUGAUAGCUCUCGUACUCCAUCAACAUCAUCUCUAAGUCCACAUUUUCGCAAACUUCAAACUUCUUCACACUUCCGUUCAUCUCCUGGUCCAAGGCCACUGCUGCGUUCACAUAACUGUUGGAUAGACGCACAAUAUUUUUACCUGUGAGAAAUGUUUAGAGAAUAUACGGAAGUCGGUACUGACCCGUGCCUCAUCAGAUGUUGGUAGAUUAACAUGAGGAGGCUCUUCUUCCUCAUUUCAAUCCUCAACUCAUCCUAGAAAUAAGCAUGUAAGAAAGGCGGUAGAAAAAAUAUAUAACUUCAAUUGGUGUUAGGGACAAAAGAAAUAUUUUUUUUCUCACACAAAUUUGAUGAGUGUUUAUUAAUAGCUCACUCAAACAUCACACAUUGUUCUCCAUCCUGCACUAGCAUUUAUAGCCAACAGAGGGAGACAAACUGGCAUAAAUUUCGCUAACUGUAACCAGGCAACAGUGCACGCCAAGAAAACAUAAAAUACAGAUCUACUAAAUACCUCACCCAACAAAUAGAACAUCUAGAAAUUAUUGCAUGCAUAACUUGGUGGGGGUGGGGGGGGGGGGAGCAUUAACUGGAUCCUAUUAAGUGUUUUAAAUUUGUGUGUUUCUAUUUUGAUGACAUUUGUUCAAUGUGUUUGCAGUGUUAGCAUAUAAAAACACUUGGCCUGUACAAAAAAGUACGGAAAUGCACGAUGAACAGGACUUACCGCCUCCCGGGCUUGGUUUGCAUGUUUUACAGAAUUGUAAGAAGCGUCCAUCUGUAAUAAAUCGUAAUUAUCGGGCGUUUUUUCGAUAAGCGUUCGAGGUGGAAAUGGUCGGAAUAGUUACGGCGGUAGUUUGUCCCUCGGGAAAUGCCGUAUUUCUUUUUCCUCAUUUGUUGUAAUUAUGCCACAUUUAUUAGCGUGUAAACGAUGAAUGGACUUAUUUGAAAUCGUCAUUAACGUUUUAAUGCACGUUCUUUAUUGCUCCAAAGCAAGUGGCAUUAAUUGCAUUUUGCGUCAAUUUAUGUCAAUCUUAGAUUACAUAAUGUCGGGAAUGUAACUUGUUGCGCGCUUUGAUUAUCGCUGAAGUGUUUGUUUUUUUAAUUCAAAGCGUAAAGUCGUAAUAAGAGUCAAGGGUAAUAUAGUUCAAAAACGUUUAUUCUCAAUUUGUGCAACAUUUAAGUAUUUUUUUCAUUCCUUUAACACUUAUAUGAACCAUAUACUGAACAGUGUGAAACUUUAUAGCUUUGUAAUUGAGAAUUUAUCCCAUUAAAAAUGUCAUUUAGAGGUUGUGGUAGAAAAGUAA